UAGUAUCCAGACAGUAACUUGGUCCAUCAUCAGUGUAAAAGAGGUUACUAUCCACCAAGUUACUGUCCGAAACAUCUUCUGAUUAUGAGUUUAGUUAUAUGGCAGUCGGGAAGUUUAAUAUAUAGAGUUCGUUAUACGAACAUGAAACGUGAGCGCCGACCCAUUUUCGUUAUUUUAUUCCAACUUUUUAACUUAUCAUACCCAUAAUAAUUUGUGUGAAUAAGUUUCGUAAAUUAGGCGGACCUUCAUUUUAAAUCAUGAUUAGAUUUGGUUGGCGUCAUUUAUAAGGUAUGAAUAGUUAGGAUGAGUUGCAUGGAAGUUUUGUUUCAACCAAUCACCCAACUCGACCACGGGCGACAGUUCAACCAGAAUCUGACGAAAUAUAUGGAUAUAUCGGGAACUGCUAGACACAUCCGCGGAGAAAUGGAACCCUCAUUCCCCGCCAAACAUUUCCCCGAUUACUCGAUGUCGGGGGCAAGUGGUCGGGAUGAAGCACAAAGUUGGGGAAAUGAAACAACUGAAAAUAACGAAGCUUCAUCCAUCACUACCCGCCCACUGUCACCUGAUACAUCGGGAUUCCAACGAUCAACCUGCCGGCUUAGGAAGAUGAAAUCCCGGUCGAUGCAUCACAUAAGUUCCCGAUGUGUGAUGUUUAAUUACUUCGACGGUGAAACAAGCAACGAAGUUGACGAACAUUUCACGCGCGCACUCAACCAUGAUAAUAAAUCAACCCCGAAAGACGACAGCUCGCCGAUGAUUCGUCGAAACUUCCCGCCAAGUUUCUGGGAUUCAAAUUACAAACCACCAAUCAAAACCACCCGAAGUUUCUCUGCUAAUGACGUCAUCCGUGGUAUGACGUCAUCAAUCAAUCAAACUUCGUCAAUGAUGUUUUUACCUUCUCACCCCACAACCAUAUUUGGUUCGUUUCCCCCGACCUUUGACCCUUACCCCUCAAUACAGGGGGGUUUCCCAGGUGACCCAUGGCAACCCUACAACUUUCGUUUACCACCAACACCAUCAUACCCCAACCGUAACCUCCCUAAUAUAUACGGGCUCUCUGCUGCUGCACUAGCGGCCACGCAGAGCAGAUACUCACUUAUGAUGCCACCGGUAGCUGGCGCUAGACAGCCACCUACAUCGUUGAUGACGUCACGAGCUGAUGACGUAGGAAGGGAGGGCUUGUGGCCAGUUUCAAGGUAUUCGGGAAUUCGAUUUUAAAUUUUAUUUUUAAAGUUCCAAAGAUAAGAAGAUGAUUGUUACGAAACAAGGACUUGAUGAUUAUGACGUAACAAUCGAUUAAAUUCGAGUAUUUUUAAUCAUUUUUUCAUUGAUGAGGUUCCGUGUGUGUUAGUUGUCUUCUAUUAAAAAUAAAUAAUAAUAAUAAAAGAUGUCCAUUGUUUGUGUUGUAAACGUAACAGAACAAAUAUUUUAUCACAAUACAAGUUGUCUCACUCUCGAA
Messenger RNA from Ciona intestinalis (vase tunicate), 1459 nucleotides. The record is from RefSeq and is a predicted model, not a curated record. NCBI's taxonomy places the organism in Eukaryota, Metazoa, Chordata, Ascidiacea, Phlebobranchia, Cionidae.